Molecule: messenger RNA, 1837 nt
Organism: Cyprinus carpio (common carp)
Lineage: Eukaryota; Metazoa; Chordata; Actinopteri; Cypriniformes; Cyprinidae
Biological process (GO): regulation of transcription by RNA polymerase II
Molecular function (GO): DNA-binding transcription factor activity; RNA polymerase II cis-regulatory region sequence-specific DNA binding
Source: RefSeq, a predicted model, not a curated record
UAUGUUUUAUUGAAAGACAGAGGGGACUUUAAUUUUGCUCUGGCGGCGUGACGUCAUAGGUCUGCGCGCGCUCCCGCGUCUGUUGUGAUUCGGCUCAAAAAAGAGAAAGUCCUGCUGAAGAGACUGAGAUCCUCGUGACACACUGAUAUAAAGAUGGCGUUUAUUAAAGAGGAGAGUGAAGACUUCAGGAUUGAAGAAGUGUUCAGUCUGAAACAAGAAGAGACUGAGGAACAAACAGGCCAAGAUCUGAAUGAAAUGGAACAGACAGAUCAGUAUGAGAAACUCCAUGAUUUAAUAACUGAUGAAAAAACUACACAGACUAAAACAGCUUCUAUACAAAAAAGAACUCAGAAAACCAAAUCUAACAGCCGUUUCACCUGCCAUCACUGUGGAAGGAGUUUCAGAGAAAAACAAAAACUAAAAACACACAUGAGAGUUCACACUGGAGAGAGGCCAUUCACCUGCCAACAGUGUGGAAAGAGCUUCACUCAACAAGGAGCCCUCAAAAGGCACAUGAGAACUCACACGGGAGAGAAGCCUUUCACCUGCCAACAGUGUGGAAACAGUUUCACUCAAAAAGAAUCCCUUAAAAAUCACAUGAGAACUCACUCGGGAGAGAAGCCUUUCACCUGUCAGCAGUGUGGAAAGAGUUUCGGUCAAAAACCACACCUUCAAAGUCACAUGAGAACUCACUCGGGAGAGAAGCCUUUCACCUGUCAGCAGUGUGGAAAGAGUUUUACACAGAAAAACACCCUUCAUUCCCAUAUGAGCAUUCACACUGGAGAGAAACCUUAUACAUGUGAACAGUGUGGAAAGAGGUUCCCUGGAAAACAAAACCUUAAAGACCACAUGAGAGUUCACACUCAAGAGAAGCCUUACUCUUGCAAAUAUUGUGGGAAGAGUUUCACACAUACAUGCUCCCGUAAUUACCACAUGAGGAUUCACACUGGACCAAAGCUGUUCACAUGUGAUAGUUGUGGAAAGACCCUCACAACAGAAUUUAGCCUUAAGUGUCACAAGCUCAGGCACACUGGAAAGAAACCCUUCAAAUGUGAUCAGUGUGGAAAGAGUUUCAUAUGUAAGGUCAGCCUCAAUUACCACAUGAAGACUCAUUCAUUAGAGGAACGCUGUAAAUGUGCUCAGUGUGGAAAGAGUUACAUUCGUAAAGGUAGCCUCAAUGCUCACAUUAAAAAGCAACACACUCGAGAGAAGCCUGUGGGAAGAGCAUCCUACAAAUAGAUAAUCUUAAGAUUCACAUGACAUAUGUGUGGAAUCGUGAAGAAACCCACAUGAGAUUUCACUCAGGGGAGAACUAUUAUGCCAUCAUUGUGCAAAGUGUUUCUCAGUCAGAGGAAAUCUGAAGACUUGCAUAAGAGGUCACACUGGAGAGAGGCCUUUCAAGAUCAUUCUGGAAAUAAAGUGACUGUGAUGAGGUUUACCAAAAGAAGCUGUUUUAAAAAUCACCGGCAUAUUCACUCUGGAGAAAGGCCUGUUAACUUUGAUCAAUGUAAUACAUUUGUUUUGACAUUACACCUGAUAGAUACACCUAAGAAGUCAUGAAAGUGAGACAGUAUUUUUGUGCUUUGUGGAGAAAGCUUUAAAUAGCCCUGUAAUUCAAAUAAUUUCAAACAGAUACCUAUUUUCUGGAACUAAGACUACGCUCACACCACAACUGAAUGUGUGCCGUAUCUGAUUACGGCACCUUCAUAGCCAUGUCUUUUAUUUAUAUAUUUGCAUUUUUAUAUACGGGUAACUUGGAAUUACAGUAUUACAUUUCUGUCUUACUGCAAAAUUCCACAAUGUAACUAAAUGGUUAUAAAUAAAAUGGUGAACUGCA